UCGCAUUGGGCCGGGUCGGCGUAACUCGAAGGAGAAAUGGAUUAGUAAAAGGCGUGCUAGAGUGAAAUCAGGGCACAGCUACGGCGAUCACUGAAGAGCCGCUCGCGGGUCGGUCUGUUGCUGUGGGCCGCAUACGGGAGAGCAGCAACACUGUAUCCUUAGCACUCCUGGCCCUAGCAGCGAUCCCAUACCCAGAAGUUGAAGGACGUGUUGCUGAGGGGGAUUGAGGUGAAUGGAGGGAAGUGAAGGUGGUGCUUGUGCACGCUGCAAAACAGCUUGGCACGAUGACGUGCGUCGUUUGGGGAACAACUUCAAAAGGUUGUUGGUAGACUGAGCGUCACUAACGUGAAAGUGAAGACGCAUAGAGCCUUGGAAGACAGCACCAAGCAGAGGAGUCAUGUCUUCGCGGGCCUUGCGCAAAGCUCAGCGAGAGCGUGAAGAGGAGAAUCUGCGCAAGCUGGCGAAGGCGGAAGACGAGGAAGAUAUUGAUGAACAUGUAUCACAAUCUGCCAAGCCGAGCGCUUUCGCCAUGCUCGGCGAGGAGGCUGACCAGGAUGACGAGGAGGACGAUGGCGGUGCGCCAAUGGGUGAUGAGGAUGACGAGGCGGCGGAUCAGCCUACGAAAGCCGUAGUGCCUUCAAAACCUGCGACAAAAAAGCGGAAGAAGAAGAAGAAGCCCAAAGCAAGCGGGGAUGCCGAACAGGCAGUAGAGCCCGCCGAAGACCUUGAUGAGAUUGACCAGGCACUCAAGGCGCUCUCGGCCAACGGUCAUGCGGCAGAUGAAGGUGCUACAGCGGCAGGCGUAGAUAACAAGGUCAACGAAGCUUGCCGACUUCUAGCCAUUGACACGCACAAUCUCCAUGCCCAGAACGAGAUGCGGAGGCUCUUCGGUCGUGCGGCUCUGGAACAUAACGACGAUGACGAUGCCGGACAGCCCAAUCAGGCAGCUGGUGGCAACCGGCAACAACAGAGACGUGGACAGCAGGCUGGGCUUGCCCAAGCACUUCGCGGCCAGGGCGGCGGGCGGUCUGGCGGCUUAGCAGCCAUGGCUCUUCGCCGAAACAUCUUCGUGCAGGGCAAAGAGGAGUGGCCUGUUGCCACUGGUGGCGGGCUUGGCAUGGAGAUUGAGGAGAAGCGCGCCGACGGGACUGUGCUCUAUCGCUUCGUGCACAACCGUGCUUAUCAAGACGUCCAAUCUCAAUUUGAAUCUUGCGUGGAGAGCAUGGAUCCGAACCGACUCGUCCUACUGCUGCAGCAUAACCCAUACCACAUAUCUACGCUUCUGCAGGUCUCCGAGAUUGCCAAGCAAGAGCGCGAUCACGCUACAUCCGGAGAUCUGCUGGAAAGGGCGCUCUUCUCCUUUGGUCGAGCCGUCCACUCCACCUUCGCUAAGAACCUGGGAGAAGGCAAGGCGCGGCUAGACUUCGCACGGCCUGAGAAUAGGGAGUUCUGGCUCGCAAGCUGGCGAUACAUGCAGAAUCUCUCCAUGCGAGCGACAUGGCGUACUGUAUACGAGUGGGCAAAGCUGCUACUAUCGCUAAGUCCACAGAAGGAUCCAUAUGCGUUAUGGCUCGUUCUCGAUCAAUAUGCACUACGCUCAAGGCAAGACCUCGACUAUAUCAAUAUUAGCCGAAACAGCACCCUAGGCGCCGUCCACGAAGAUAUGCCGAAUGUCGAGCUUAGCCGAGCACUGGCCGAAUGCCGGGCUGGUAACAAGAACAAAGGCAAACAAGCGCUCUUCACCGCUGUCGGGCGGUAUUCGUACAUCAUAGCGAGACUGAUGCAUGAGCUUCAACUUGACCCUCCACCAGCGGUGUGGGGCAAGGAACCACGGACAGAGAAGGAGAAGCUUCACACCGAGCUCUAUGUCCGUGCCAAGGAUGUCUGGAACACGCCUGAAGUCACUAACAUGCUUAUCGAAGUGGCUGCUGCAGUACCAGCCGAGACACCCCCGACGGCACCACUCGCUACUGAGAUCACAGAAGCCGAGGCCCGUCACGUCCUGCUCUCCGACACCCCGUCGCUGAUUGCCCUCCUGCCGAGAAGCUUCACGGCGAGGUUGACUUCGGUCUCCGAUCCUUUGCCACCCGAGACUGAUCGUCCGUCUUAUACUAUUACAUACUCUCACCGAGAGCGAGGCGGACGUGGUCCAGGACCGGUGCCGCAGAACCCACAGGCGCUGAUUGAGAUGCUUAGGGCUCAGCUGGCGCGGCAAGGGGUAGAGCUGGACGACGAGGACUUGGCUGACUUUGGUCCCGACUUGCCUCAGCAGCUGGGCUUUCGCGAAGACGACGAUGGCGAACACGGCCAUCGAGCUCGGGUCGAAGAUGCGGAUGACGAUGAUGGAGAUUGAGGCCUGAUUUCUGCUCAGUCCCAGUCAUCGAAGCCGUGGCUCCGAAGUCCAAUGAUCGAAGGCGGCCGCUCAAACGGAUUUCCAACGCUCUCAGUGCGGCCUACGCGUAGUUUUCCAGCGACAUUCUGG
Baudoinia panamericana UAMH 10762 is the source of this 2482-nucleotide messenger RNA. RefSeq lists its product as uncharacterized. The transcript has a single exon. The coding region runs from base 398 to 2353 and encodes 651 amino acids. The record is from RefSeq and is a predicted model, not a curated record. Gene Ontology annotation, cellular component: RQC complex. NCBI's taxonomy places the organism in Eukaryota, Fungi, Ascomycota, Dothideomycetes, Mycosphaerellales, Teratosphaeriaceae. Gene Ontology annotation, biological process: ribosome-associated ubiquitin-dependent protein catabolic process; rescue of stalled cytosolic ribosome.